This is a messenger RNA of Cryptomeria japonica (Japanese cedar), 1684 nucleotides long. RefSeq names its product aspartyl protease AED3-like. Gene Ontology annotation, biological process: proteolysis. Lineage: Eukaryota; Viridiplantae; Streptophyta; Pinopsida; Cupressales; Cupressaceae. The transcript has a single exon. Bases 52 to 1422 code for a protein of 456 amino acids. The record is from RefSeq and is a predicted model, not a curated record. Gene Ontology annotation, molecular function: aspartic-type endopeptidase activity.
GGGCCGAACUGGAGAGGAAACGUAAUCCUAAAGCAAGUCAUUGGCUCGACAAUGGCAAAGCGUGCAUUUUCUAUUCUAGUGUCUUUUUUAUUACUUGUUUGUGUGUGGGCAGAAAACAUUAAGGUUGGGAGAGUAAACCUUGCAUCAUUCAAAUGGAAAGAUGCAAAGGAUAACAAGAACUGCUCUGCGCUUGAAUUGGGAAAAUCAAGUUCGACUGUGAUGCACAUUCAGGGCAAGUGUUCUCCUUACCGCUUACCCAAUUCAACAUGGUGGAGGGCAAUAUCCGAGUCAAUCAAAGGCGACAACCAGCGCUACAGAGCAAUGAUGAAAGGGGGAUGGAGCGUCGGCAAGAGUACCGUUAAUCCCCAAGAGGACGCGGACCUUCCUUUGGCCUCGGGACAGGCCAUCAACACGGGAAACUACAUUAUCAAGCUCGGUUUCGGCACGCCUGUGCAGAUCUCUUACAGUGUCCUGGGUACCGGCAACAUCAUCGCCUGGAUUCACUGCAACCCCUGCUCCAGUUGCUCAAGUGGGCUUCAAUUGUUCAAGCCAUCCAAGUCAUCUACGUAUAAAUACUUCACUUGCGCUUCUCAGGAGUGUCAGUCUCUAGGCUUGUGUGAGAAUAAUAGCAACGAUGUCAACUGUAGCUUUGGUCAGAUCUACGGCGACCAAUCAGAGGUGGACGAGCUCUUGUCAUCUGAGACGCUCUCUGUGGGCUCUCCGCCGGUGGAGGAUUUUGUCUUCGGAUGUGCGAACGCAGUGAGCGGACUCAUCCAGCGCUUAUUGGUGCCCGGUUUGGUUGGGUUUGGGAGGGAUCCUCUCUCCUUCGUUUCUCAGACGGACACAUUAUAUGACAGUACGCUCUCUUAUUGCCUUCCUUCCCUCUUCUCCUCUGCUUUCACGGGGUCUCUCCUGCUGGGGAAAGGGGCUCUUUCUGCUACGGGCUUGCAGUUCACGCCCCUCUUGUCCAACGCUAGGUACCCUUACUUCUAUUAUGUGGGGUUAAAUGGAAUCUCUGUGGGUGAAGAGCUUGUUUCAAUGCCAGAGGGGACGUUCACAUUGGAUCAGGCGACAGGAAGAGGGAGUAUCAUAGACUCGGGAACAGUCAUCACUCGGUUGGUGGAGCCCGCUUACAAUGCCAUGCGAGAUUCCUUCCGCCGUCAGCUCUCUAAUCUGACUUUGGCUAGUCCCUCAUCGCCUUUUGAUACGUGCUACAACAAACCGUCAGGCAAGGUGGAGUUUCCUCUCAUCACAUUGCAUUUUGACGAUAGCCUGGACUUCACUCCACCCCUGGAUAACAUUUUAUACCCUGGGAAUGAGGACGGCUCUGUGUUAUGCCUUGCUUUCUCUCUUCCUCCGGGCGGGGGAGACGCUGUAUCAGCAGCAAAAUUUUCGAAUUGUGCACGAUGUCACGGGGUCUAGACUUGGAAUUGCUCGCAAGAACUGCGAUGGUUAGUAGUUUGUUCAUCGUAUUAUCACCUAAAAUACCUUAACCAACAUCCACUCUGCUUCACUAUAAUACCCGAAUAAUGUUGUAAGAUACUGUUGUAAUAAGGACAGUCGCAUUUUCCUCCAUUCAUAACUAGCAUCAAAUUUAUCUAAGAGGUGCAUUCGAUGGCUAUAGUUAGAGGAGGGGUCAGGUUUCAAUUAUUCUGAUAGAAUUUGUGGUUAUUAUAAUAUCUGA